AUGGCCAAAAACAAAAAACAACCGAUCAACGCCUUAAGUGAAACACUGUCAAGUACCGACAACGUUUACAAACUCAAAGCUGACUGGUUUCAAGAAAGUAUGGCUCGAGAACAUUAUAAAUAUUGCUAUGCUUCUUUAAAGGUCUUAAAACGUCACCCGUCAGUUUUUCCUUUUCUUGAGCCUGUUGAUCCAGUAAAAUAUGGCAUCCCUGAUUACUAUGACAUUAUCAAGAAACCUAUGGAUCUCAGUACCGUGGAGCGAAAGCUUUCCAAUCUCGAAUAUUCGAGUGUAAACGAUUUCGCGAACGACGUCAGACUUGUAUUUAGCAAUUGCAUCUUGUAUAACGGUGUUUCACAUCAAUACUCGGUUUUCGCAAAAGAACUGAAUAAUUUGUUUAGUCAGCAGCUUAGUAAGAUGCCAGGAGUCGUGGAAGAACAAGGCUUAAAGGCGGAGUCCUCAAAACUCGCUUCCAAGACAUGUAAAACUCCUACUGAACAAAUAUUUGAAGCUACGGAAAGGCCAAAGAGAACAAUCAGACCUACAUCUAAGGAACUACCCGAUUCUACCUCCAUUAAACGCAGAAAAAGCAAAUCAAACAUCGAAUUAAAUUAUUGUCGUGAAACCUUAAGGGAAUUGCGUAAGAAAGUACACUGGCCAUACGCCUAUCCAUUUUAUGAACCCGUAGAUCCAGAAAAACUAGGCAUCCCAGAUUACUUUAAGAUUAUAUCGCGUCCUAUGGAUAUGUCUACGAUUAAUUCAAAAUUGGAAAACGACCAAUAUUCAAAUGCUGAUGAAUUUGAAGCGGAUAUCCGUUUAAUGUUCCAAAAUUGUUAUGUCUACAAUGGUCCUAACAGUGAGGUCGGAAAUAUGGGUAAAAUGCUUGAAGCCGUUUUCGAUAAGAAAUGGGCAGUAAAACCUGCUCUAGAUUCUAAUUCGCUACAGAAAUCAAAGAAGGCAAGAUCAUCAGUAGUUCGAUCAAAAACGGUGAUGGAUGAGUCUUCAGAUGCCAGUGAGCUAUCAAGUGACGAAAGCGACAGCCAGGAAAAAUGGAGAAGAGGACUGGAAGAGCAUUUAAAAGCAAUACAGGAAGAAAUAGAAAUGUUUAAGAAAAGUAAAUCUUCAAAAUCCAAGAAAGCUUUAAAACAUGAAAUGGCGAAACUUUCUAGUAAAAUUCAUGGAAAAUCAGUACCAGCUGGUAAAUCAAAGACUUUGAAACGUCCUCGUUCGCCCAAGUCUAAGGCUAAAAGAAAAAAAUUAACACAACAUCAGAAGAAAAUUCUUUCUGAAAAGAUCAUUAUGCUUUCAAAAGAAUCUAUGGCGCACAUUAUCAAUUUGGUACGAGAAAGAAAUGCACCAAUAGAGGAGGACGAUCAAGGGGAGGUCUCUUUUGAAAUUGAUGAUCUUGAUCCUCAAUUAGCAAGGGAAAUUUAUGAUUAUACGAUGGAUAAUCUUCCUAAAGAAAGCAAAAGUAAAAAGGGAAAGCCACCAGUUAAAAGACUUCGCACAAAUUCAGCUAGUCAAUCAAAUGAAGAACAGAUUAAGGCUUUAGAAAAUGCAUUGGUGAAGUUCGAUAAAAAAUUACCAUCUCCUACCGAAGUUUCAAAUGGAAAUCCUGAUAAUUUGAAUGGGAGUUCCUCUGGCAGUCACAGUUCAAGCGAUGACUCUUCCUCGGACAGUCAAAGUUCAGAUUCAUCUGGGUCAGAUUCGGAGG
This is a messenger RNA of Acaulospora morrowiae, 1711 nucleotides long. NCBI's taxonomy places the organism in Eukaryota, Fungi, Glomeromycota, Glomeromycetes, Diversisporales, Acaulosporaceae. The record is from the annotation of a GenBank genome assembly.